This is a messenger RNA of Melampsora larici-populina 98AG31, 4419 nucleotides long. RefSeq lists its product as uncharacterized. The coding region runs from base 1 to 4419 and encodes 1472 amino acids. Gene Ontology annotation, cellular component: RSF complex. The record is from RefSeq and is a predicted model, not a curated record. Gene Ontology annotation, biological process: regulation of DNA-templated transcription. NCBI's taxonomy places the organism in Eukaryota, Fungi, Basidiomycota, Pucciniomycetes, Pucciniales, Melampsoraceae. The transcript has 7 exons.
AUGUCUGAUGCUUCGACUUCACAACUUCAACUUCCCGCGCCCCUUGUCGAUAUCAACUCGAUCACCCAUCCCACCGAAUCUUUACCACGGCCCUUACGGACGCUGAGGCGUAGCUUUGAACUACUCUCAGUCUCUUACUUUGUCUCGAUCUAUGGUCCAGCUAUUGGCUUUCCGGAAUUCAGCUUAAGAGACGAGCUCUUCUGCGGCUCACAGAAACUGGAAGAGGAUCUCGAUGGUACCCAGCCAGACUCCUACGUUCCCGGUCUGGCCGCCAGACUUCUAGUCCUUCUCACUGGCGACCGAUGUAUCAAUGCAAACAAUUGGGAAAGUAGAUUAAGGAAGGAAUACUCAAGACGAGAUCCCAUCGGAAAUCCGCUUGGCACGGAACCGCUGAAAAUGAAGCCACGUCAUUCGAAAAAAGCCGUUGGUUAUGUAUACAUUGCUGAGUAUAUAUAUGAUACUCCUGCUACCGCCAUCUCCCAAUCAGUGGGUGUCGAGGCUCAAAACAGUCUCUCGACACCAAUACCGACACAACCGACAUCAAGCAAAGCGGUAAAUGGCAGUAGUGAUAAAAACACCAGACUGGAGGUCGGUUCUUCUAUGAUUGAGUCGGACGAGGUCACUGCAGUAGGAUCAACAACCAUAAAGACAAUCACCUCCGAACCCAUGGCCAGUGCUCCUAUUCAAUUGGAAGAAGAAAGUAGACUAGAUGCCGUUCAAACCCAGACGGACGCAGACACAAGUCCUGUUACCCAAUCGGUAGAACAAGCGCCAACUGUUUCCGCAGAUCAGCUGCCGCAAAUUUCUUCACACAAUGAUAGCACACCAGCCGAGCUGACUUCAAGUGUCACACAAACACUCGGUAAUCAAGAUAAGCAGGACGGCAGUCUAGUGGCUCCUAAAGAAAUCAGCACCACUUCGAACGCUGUAUCUACGAUCGACGAGCCUAUCCAAUUGGUCGCAUCUGGCACCAACCCUGACGCUUUGCCAUCCCAUCUGACUACUAGAGAGGAUGAUGAACCGAUGCAUCUCGCCAUACCCUGGUCUGAGCUUUCACCACUCAUCAAACUUCGAACAUUAUUCAAGCUGUGUGAAUGGAACUUUGAGACUGCUCAUGACCUGGAUCGAUUUCGUCGAAUGAUCGAAGGGAAAGCUACCGGAUUCGCUGGUAUCAACGCUUUGAGCAGCACCUCCACUGACCCAGUUGAUUCUGGUGAUUGGAGACAGGAACGUUGUGGUGCGGACUCAAAUUCUUACUCCUACUGGUUUACGGGCCAGGGAAUAGAUGCUACCCUAUGGGUACAAAGACCAGAACCUAAACCCAGAACAAAGAUUACCCUUCGUCUCUCAUCCAACAAGGGCAAAGCUCGAGGUAAACAAACAAGAGCGUCAAACUCUCGAUCCAACAAACGAUCACUGGACAUGGCCGGUCCUGAGACCGCCCCAGGUCAGACUACAGAUUCCAACCCCAGGAAAGGGACGAGUCUCUCCAAUAACACACCCAAAUCGAAACGACCCCGACUGUCUGGAACACGCACAUCCAGUCGCUUGCGCAAGAGCUCAGGAGCAGACGAUUGGCAGACAGAUCCUCUUGAGCUUGACUCCGCUCGGUCUUCCCAUCUCAAUUCACCAUGUACCUUACCUACUUCUGCACGCCCACCGACCAUGAUAGUCAUCAAAAACGGCGCGCUCCCGACAGGAAAAUUCAAGACGCUGGAACGAAUUGUGACCGGUACCCGGGCAUCACCUAGACGACGGGUAGGAGAUGAUGAUGAAUGGCAAGAUGUCCCUGAGGGCUGGCUAGACGAGGUUGUGAUGAACACAGCGUCUCAGAAUACAAAACUCAAAGCUAAGGCUGCAACCCAAAAUCAAUCUUCCCGUUCACCCAAAUCCGCGUCUCAGUCUCACACGCCUCUUAACUCCAAACUCCCACCUAUGUCCGGCGCGCCAGCGUCCUCAGUCCUGUCUAGCGAGCUAUCGGAUGACUUGACUUCAGAGGAUGAGGCUCAACCGCCGAUCAAAAAGAAGCUUACAUCAACUGAAAUGACAGAAGCUGAUCCACAGUUGAAAGUGGGACCGGAUGAUGCAGCCCAUGUCGACAUCGCCUCUACAAAGACUGAUGUUGCGGAUGUACCUGAGACAAUUGAAGUGAAUGGCCAACAGCUCAAGGAACCUGAGGUCACAGUGCCCGAACUCGCCCAAGCUGACUCGGAUGUGAAGAUGGAAACUGAACCGAUGCCAAUUGCUCAUGUUCGCUUCGAGCUGGAUACAGCAAUGGAAGAAUCUAGCACUUUUGCUCCACCAGCAGCAGCCAAUGGAGACCAGCCUCCAGAAUCGGAAAGUUUACCCACUGAGCCUGUUGGAGUCGAGUCAGAUGUUAAGAUGGACGAUGGUACUAUCCAAAACCCGCAUAUCAAACCGAGCAUUGAUCAGACUAGCGAUGUGACUACGGUGCCUAUUGAAAGUGUUGAUCUGCACUCUAAAGACCCCGAUGCAGUCCCAACCGAGUCCCUGGAAGGCAACUCUACUCCCACAGUGAAUUGCACAGAGGAGCUCGCAGAAGAACGUAAGGAAGGAGAUACAACGAUGCUGAACCCCUCCACUAACCCAUCACACGAAACAGAAGUCCAAGUCAAGGCAGAUGAAGAUGAAAACGAUCCCGAUCAACUCAAAGGACAUCCUCUAGAUCCCGACUGGAUUGGAUGGGAAGUGGUUUGUUCGAGUUUGAGCGAAUGGCAGCAAUUUCCUCGACAAUUCGAGGGUACUCAGCAUCCAGAUGAGAUAGCAUUGAUCAACUUUGUCACUGAAGAGGUUCUACCCAUCUUGGUAAAAGCACAUCAGGAGCACGAAAAUCGCUUGAAGUUGGAGGAAGCUAUGGCACAACGUAAGCGAUCCAAUCGAAUAGCCACACGAGAGGUAGUACAAAUUUCAGCCGCCGAAGCCGCCAUCGCAGUUUCGGAGAGGGAGACCCGCCUGCACUCCGAAAGACUCGAAGCAAGGCGACUCAAAGAAAAGCAGGCUACCGAAGAUCGGUCACAGAAAGAAGAAGAUCACCGGCUGGUUCGAUUGAGGGAGCGCGAGGAGAGAAUUGCUCUCAGGGAGGCUCAGGCGUUAAUGGAGCGAGAAGCGGAGAAAAAGCGUGAAGAGCGAGCGAGAUUGCGCGCAGAAGCAAAAGUGUUGGGUUUAGCUGUGAAAGUAGCUAGAAGUGGUGCCGAAAAUAGUGUGUCACCGACGGAUGCUAGUGAGAGUUGGGAACUGGAUUGUGAGAUAUGCGGCGUCAUGGGGAAGAACAUGGAUGAUGGUAGUGAAGUCAUUUGCUGCGACAAGUGCGAAAAGUGGCAGCAUCUAGCAUGUCACGACAAUGCAGAUCAAAUCCGACGUCUACCGAAGCGAGAUUGGAGCAAGGCCGAUUUCGUCUGUUCAGCAUGUUCUGGAAUCCCAAUUCCCAGAUCGGUCAAACAUCUUCGCACACAUGUGAAUGGCAAGCCUAAACGGCCACGAAACAAAAAGCUGAAGGCGGAUGGUGUUGAAGGGGGUGCGAACGAUGUCACUCAAGCUAUACGUCCGAAGCCGCGUAUAACCUUAUUUGUGAACGAUCCUGACAAGCGCGGCGAGGGAUCUUUGAGCCAAGUGCAUCCCAAUAAGAACCUUGCUACUCCCAUGGCGUCCAAUAUCUCCCAACAACCUUCGCUUUCUCAAAUCGCCCAACCACUUGAUAAUAAACCAAUGAACGGACAUAUUGCUCCAGCUCUCACUAAUGGAUUUCAUCAGAACCCAAUAUUUUUCAAGGAAGAACUAUCUCCCAGUAUCAGUCCACAUAUCUCCCCAGCACUGACCGGUGUUCAACCAAGUCCUGUCCCUGCUUGUACUGGACUUGAACCUUAUUAUGAUGACCUUGAUAAACUUAUACCAAUCUUACGCGCAAAUGUUCAACUACAUCGAGUCUUACCAGUUUCAGUCAUGCAUCGUGUACGUCGAUACCUUAUCGAUCAACAACAGCGACGUCAAUCUACAACUGUUCCGAAUGGAUCCCCAAGCAAUUCAACACACCUUACACCUACUCCCAACGUCUUCUCUAUCCCACCAAAACCAAUGUUGCCACUUAUUGCACAAUUCAAUCCGUCCUUACCAGUUAACAUCGAACCGACCCAACCCCUACCACCUAUCGGUAGCGCUCUUCCUACGGCUGCUGAUUGGUAUGAUCAACAUCAUGUGAAAACUUCGACAACAUCGUUCGAAAGUUUUGUGGAUCCAAUCUUUGCUUCUUCAAUCAAACUAGAAUCAAGAGUUGAAUCAACAAUACCAAAAAAUGAAGAGAAAAAAGUAGAAGAAGUGGAUAAUGAAGUGGUCAAACCAGAAUUACAAAUUAUACCACCAACAUCAGUUGAUAAUCAUCAAUCUCAAAGUUUAAGUUUAUGA